GGUGCGCGCGGGGGAGUUACUUCAGGAAUGUCAGUGGGAAUGUGGAGUUUGUCGUCACGCUCCGUUCUGACACCGUGAACACUGCUGUGAAAACAUUAAUGACAUAAAGAGGACGGUGUCCAUAGUGUGUGUGUGUGUGUGUGUGUGUGUGUGUGUGGUCACUCAGGGAAGGGAAGAUAAAGAAUGGACGCCGUGGAUGGAGUGUUUUACUCCAGCAGGCAGGCAGGGGUCAGUAAUCCCCUCCUGGACCAGCUGCCCAGUUACCAGUCUCUGCUGUACAGGAGGAAGUCCUCAGGCAGCAGUAAGAGGCGCAGUUCCGCACGGGGCCACUACAGCUCAACAAGCAGCUCCUCAGAAGUUGGGGCAAGUGGAGAGGGCAGGACCAUAGGAGGGGGUGGGCUUCAGGACAGGAAAUGGGCAUACGGGAGGGGGGACAGAAUCAUUCGUGGAACCACAGAACAUAGACCUGCUCGAGAACUUCCAUGGACCAUGGAGGAGAAACGCAAACAUAGGGAGCUGCAGCAGGACAGAGAGCUGGGUGUGUGUUCUCCGUGGAGAAUCAGCACUCGUCACUAUCUGAAGAGGAUGAAGGAGGACAGCAUGGUGUUAAUGAACACACUGCAGCUCUGGAGGAGUGAUAUACACCUUAUAGAGGGUAUGUUUGGUACAGGGAUCCUGUCAUACUUCUCAUUCCUGCGCUUCUUGGUUCUCCUGAACUUUGUGAUGUUCCUGCUGAUGUUCACUUUUGUCAUGUUGCCCAUCAUCGUGUCCAAGCACACAUCGUCCAUCAACUCCACUCUGACGGUGGGGGGUGCAACAGGGAGUGAGUGCAGUGUUUACUCCCACUCCUCUUCUCAGAAGGGACUGGUCAUGUUCCACCAGCACAUCAUCGACCUACUGUCUGGCACGGGCUUCCUGGAACACACCUACCUGUUUUAUGGUUACUACAAUGUGGAGACAGUCAACGUCUCAAACUUCAGCUAUAACCUGCCAUUAGCCUACGUGCUCUGCACCAUCACCUACCUGCUGCUCAGCCUAAUCUGGAUUGUUAAGAGGUCAGCUGCAGGCUUUAGGAGGAAGCUGAUUCAGGAUGAAGAUCGUUUCCAGAGUUUUUGUAAUAAGAUCUUUGCUGGCUGGGAUUUCUGUAUAACUAAUGAGAAUGCAGCACGAUUAAAACACAGCAGCCUGCUGUAUGAACUCAAGACGGAUCUGGAGGAAGAGCGGAUCAGACAGAAGAUGGCCGAGCGUUCCCAGAAAGAAAAAUGUCGUAUAUACUCCAUCCGAGUCGCCCUCAACCUUUUUGUGAUUGCUGUGCUUGUCUGCUGCUUCUACUGCAUCUACACUGCCACCAUCUUCUCCCAGCAGGCUCAGGCUCAGGAUACACGGUAUAACUUCAUAGUUGAGUUGAUAUUUGAGUAUCUGCCCUCCAUUGUCAUCACACUGGCCAACUUCAUCACUCCGAUCAUCUUCAGCAUCAUCAUCAGCUUUGAGGAUUAUUCUCCUGCCUUUGAGAUCCGCUUCACACUUCUCAGGUGUGUGUUUAUGCGUUUGGCCAGUAUCGGAGUCCUGUUGUUCUCUUUGUGGUCUCAGAUCACCUGCUUAUCAACAGGGGACAGGCCGUGUCCCUGUGGAUACAACCAUACACUUUACCCUUGCUGGGAGACCCAUGUAGGGCAGGAGAUGUACAAGCUGAUGAUCUUUGAUUUCCUGAUCAUCGGGGCAGUCACUGUCUUUGUUGAGUUUCCCAGAAAGAUCCUGGUGAAUCACUGUGACUGGGGUUUGGUAAAGUGGUUGGGUCAGCAGGAGUUCUCCAUCCCCCAGAACGUCCUGGAGAUUGUCUAUGGGCAGACCAUCUGCUGGAUUGGCACAUUCUACUGCCCCCUGAUGCCUGCCAUCAGUACCAUCAAGUACUUCCUUGUCUUCUACAUCAAGAAGGUGACUCUGGUGAAUAACUGUCGUCCUGCGUCUCGUCCAUUCCGUGCCAGCAGCUCCAACUUCUUCUUCCUGGCAGUGCUGCUGAUUGGGCUGGCACUUGCUACACUUCCUGUUACAGUCAGCAUCGCACAGAUUCGUAGCUCAGGGGCAUGUGGAGCGUUUAUGAACUACAGCACGUCGUGGGAGGCCGUACCUCGUUCAGUGUCUCAGCUACCCUCAGGACUGCAGUCUGUCUUCAAUACACUCGCUUCAGAGGCCUGUGCUGUUUCCUUCUUCGUCAUCACCUGUCUGGCAAUGUUCUAUGUGAUUGCAUUAGCUGGAGCUCAUAAACGUGUCAUCAAUCAACUGAGAGAUCAACUGGCCAUGGAGGGAAGAGAUAAGCGGUUUCUGAUGCAGAAAUUGUGUCAAGCGCAGUCUAAUCCUCGUUGCCGUGGGAGCCAGAAGCCCAGCAGCUCCAGCGUGUACAUGAUUGCCCCGCCCACUGAGACGCAUACAUAACAUAACUCUUCUCUUAUUAACAUAAUGAGCUUAACAUAAUGAACAUAAUGAGUCUGAUUGUUUCAGGCCAUCAUGAGCUCGUACCCACUCUUAGUGCAAAACAAGCUGUUAAGGACUCAGUGUCUAAUUGGUGGAAUCACUGCUAAACGCUUUUCUGAUUGGACCAAUCCAUGACCAUUCCCACUAUAAUUUACUGUAAGAAAUCAGUCAGUAUUGGUUAAACUGUUACAUUCUACAUUUUCAUUUCAUUGUUUUGUGUGUUUAUCAGGAACAUACCUAAAAUUCCUAUACUUUACGAUGUGAGUGUGAGUGAGUGAGUGAGUGUGUUUGUGUGUGUGUGUGAGUGUGGGAGUGAGUGAGUUUGGGAGUGAGUGAGUUUGGGAGUGAGUGAGUGUGGGAGUGAGUGAGUUUGGGAGUGAGUGAGUUUGGGAGUGAGUGAGUGUGGGAGUGAAUGAGUGAGUGAGUGAGUGUGGGAGUGAGUGUGGGAGUAAGUGUGGGAGUGAGUGAGUUUGGGAGUGUGUGAGUGAGUGUGGGAGUGAGUGAGUUUGGGAGUGUGGGAGUGAGUGAGUGUGGGAGUGAGUGAGUUUGGGAGUGUGGGAGUGAGUGAGUAUGGGAGUGAAUGAGUGUGGGAGUGAGUGAGUGUGGGAGUGAGUGAGUGUGGGAGUGAGUGAGUGUGGGAGUGAAUGAGUGUGGGAGUGAGUGAGUGUGGGAGUGAGAGUGUGGGAGUGAAUGAGUGUGGGAGUGAGUGAGUGUGGGAGUGAGUGAGUGUGGGAGUGAAUGAGUGUGGGAGUGAAUGAGUGUGGGAGUGAGUGGGAGUGAGUGAGUGUUAGUGUAAGUGAGUGUGAGUGAAUGAGUGAGUGAGUGAGAGAGAUGGUCUCAGUUCAAUUGUAAGUGACUUCACAUAGAGGGAGUAUUCGAUACACUUAUAUUCUGUGUCUCUUUUCUGUGAGUAUUAAAUGAUAUUUAUUUAACGUGUUGAGACUGUGGGAAUGAAACAAACACAAUAAUCCCAUUUCAGUGUGAGUAAUCCUGUUUUUUCAUUCACUCACUGGACAAAUUAGUUUUUUCUUUAUGUUUCAUUGAUGAGUUCAAUACAAUUUAUUUGCAUAGCACUUUUAACAACUCACAUUGUCUCAAAUCAGCUUUACAGAAGUCUAGUAACAGAAUAAAAGUGAGUUAAAUGAG
Messenger RNA from Tachysurus vachellii, 3618 nucleotides. Its product is annotated as transmembrane channel-like protein 7. Gene Ontology annotation, molecular function: mechanosensitive monoatomic ion channel activity. The record is from RefSeq and is a predicted model, not a curated record. The coding region runs from base 184 to 2433 and encodes 749 amino acids. The transcript has 15 exons. Gene Ontology annotation, cellular component: plasma membrane. Lineage: Eukaryota; Metazoa; Chordata; Actinopteri; Siluriformes; Bagridae.